This is a messenger RNA of Nyctereutes procyonoides (raccoon dog), 4323 nucleotides long. It is a transcript of the gene GRK4, whose product is annotated as G protein-coupled receptor kinase 4. Bases 561 to 1961 code for a protein of 466 amino acids. The transcript is spliced from 13 exons. NCBI's taxonomy places the organism in Eukaryota, Metazoa, Chordata, Mammalia, Carnivora, Canidae. Gene Ontology annotation, molecular function: G protein-coupled receptor kinase activity; ATP binding. Gene Ontology annotation, cellular component: cytoplasm. Gene Ontology annotation, biological process: protein phosphorylation; regulation of signal transduction; signal transduction. The record is from RefSeq and is a predicted model, not a curated record.
CCCCCGCCCGGAGCCGCGUCCGCUGCCCUGCACCCCUCUCGGCACCUCCAGGCCCGAGUUAGGCUGGUCGGCGCCCGCGCUCCUAGGUCUGAGCCUCCCCGCAGCGUCCGGUGGUGGUGGGGGGGGGGGCGGGGUGCGUACGCGCCCGCGCCCGGGAGCAGGGCCCUAACCCGAGGGCGAGCCCUGAGCGGGCGCCUGCCCUCACCUCAGUGUGUGUGGACUGGUAGCGCAGCGCGGCUUCUUGCGUUUGAGGUUUGACCUGAAGCUUUAGGGUGCGUAGAGUGGGUGUUACCACGACGUGCCGACGGAUGAAACAAGGGGGUGCGAAUUCACCCUGACGCGGGCGUAAACGCAGCAGCUGGCCCAGCCCUUCCGCGCAGAUGGCGGACUGGUCGAGUCCUCUGUAGCCCAAGAGUUGGGAGAGCAGGCGACGGACGGAGCUGCCCGCCUCUGGUUCUUCAGCCCCUGGGCUCCUGCCGAGUCGGUGAUGGAGCAGGAGCUGCAAGCGCGAUAAAUGUGGCCUGCAGGUGCACAAUGGCCAGAACUCUGUGCUGAAGAGCAUGUGCAAGUCAGCAGUCCCUUUACCAGAAAUACCCUCACGUGUUUUGAGAGAAUGUUGGUUGAAACUGAAGGAGAACCCUGACAAGGACGUCUUUGAGGAAUGCACCAGUUUUGUCCAUUACUAUUUAAGUGGAGAACCAUUUGAAGAAUACCUAGAAAGCCCAUAUUUUUCCCGAUUUCUACAGUGGAAAUGGUUGGAAAGGCAACCAGUAACAAAGAACACAUUUAGAAAUUACAGAGUUCUAGGAAAAGGCGGAUUUGGAGAGGUUUGUGCCUGUCAAGUGCGAGCUACAGGAAGGAUGUAUGCCUGUAAAAAGCUAGAGAAAAAAAGAAUAAAGAAGAGGAAAGGUGAAGCCAUGGCUCUUAAUGAAAAGAGAAUGCUAGAAAAAGUGCAUAGCAGAUUUGUAGUUAGUUUGUCCUACACUUAUGAAACCAAAGAUUCCUUGUGCUUGGUGCUAACCAUUAUGAAUGGAGGGGACUUGAAGUUUCACAUCCACAACCUGGGAAACCCUGGAUUUGAUGAGCAGAGAGCUAUUUUCUAUGCUGCUGAGCUAUGCUGUGGCUUGGAGGACUUGCAGAAGGAAAGAAUUGUGUACAGAGACUUAAAGCCUGAGAAUAUUCUCCUCGAUGACCGUGGGCACAUCCGGAUCUCAGACCUCGGUUUAGCCAUGGAGAUUCCAGAAGGGGAGACCAUCCGAGGAAGAGUGGGUACAGUCGGCUACAUGGCUCCUGAAGUUAUCAAUAAUGAAAACUAUACAUUUAGUCCUGAUUGGUGGGGACUUGGCUGUCUGAUAUAUGAAAUGAUUCAGGGACAUUCUCCAUUCAGAAAGUUCAAAGAGAAAGUCAAGCGAGAGGAGGUGGAACGAAGAGUGAAGAAAGACACUGAGGAGUAUUCGAAGAAGUUUUCUGAGGACUCUAAGUCCAUCUGCAAGAUGUUACUCACCAAGAAUCCCAAACAUCGACUAGGCUGCAAGGCUGGAGCAGUGGAGGUAAAAGGACACCCCGUGUUCAAGGACAUUAACUUCAAGAGGCUGGAAGCGAAUAUGUUAGAUCCUCCAUUCUGCCCUGAUCCACAAGCCGUUUACUGUAAGGACAUACUGGAUAUAGAGCAGUUCUCUACCGUGAGAGGAGUCUACCUGGACACCAAUGAUGACACGUUCUAUGGUCAAUUUGCUACAGGGUGUGUCUCCAUCCCCUGGCAGAAUGAGAUGAUUGAAUCAGGUUGUUUUAAUGACAUCAACAAAGAUGAGUUUGAUGAAAACACGGUGUUGAAUCUAGAAGAGAAAAUGCAUUACCAGGUUCCCAAAAAGAAGAGAGGCUUCUUCUACAGACUCCUCAGGAGAGGGGGCUGCAUUAGCAGUGGCACCAGCGGAAAGGAAGAGCUGCCCCCGAGGCUGUGACUACUCACUGCAGAGCCAGACCCCAUCGCCAAGGAGCACAUGCUCAGCGAUCCAUCUUAUCUGUGAAUGACAAUAAACAUGUGACACAGCUUAACACAAGCCUUAUGAGUCUGCAGAUUUCUCUAAACUCAUACCUGAAUCGUGUUUUCACCAAGGCUGGACUGAAGAAGAAGACACUUGAGGACCACCCUAAUGCCCAGAAUCCCCGGGUGUGGACAUCUUGUGGCUGGGACCCAAGUGCCACGUGUGCCCUUGAGGAGGGGGGAAGAGUGGGCUUGAGUGUCAGCCCAACAGUGUCUGGAGCCAAGGGUCCUGUUCCUCACCCCAGAGUGUCCUUGGGUGCUCAUGGAGGUGGGAGGGAGGCAGGUGGGUCCCCACUCUCCGCAUGGCCCCUGUGUCAGAAGGUAAUUGUGCCAAGUGUCAUUGGCACUCACAUUGACAUCUGUUCACUCCCCAAGAUUCUCCUGCCAGAUGUGUGCGUCUUCCUGUGUGCAUGUCUUUGUGAUAUUCCUAUGCAUGUGCUGAAAGAGGGUAUGUCUGGCACUCCAGGGCCAGGGGUUGGCCUUCCAUGGCUGCUCCCCCCACCUGUGGUGGCUUGUGAGCCUCCAGGGCUAUGUGGUGCCUUCUAGUAACUCUUUCCCUCGGGCAUGACUUCCCGAAGAGGAAGGUGAAGCCCCUCAGCCGUGGUGGGAACGUGGGCUCUGUUGCUUGGGGAGAGGGUGCUCGCACCCACAGGAAUGGGAGGACCAUGGGGGGCUGCAGACUUCUGUGGAGAGGUGGCCAUGUCACUGGCCGACUGGUGGCCCCGAGAUGCAGAACUGGGGCUUUCUCCUGUGUCCACAUGCAUAAGGCUUUCAGCAGGAGCUGGGUGAGAAGCCAGGGGCCAGACCUUGGUGACUUUAACCAAGCAGCAAGAACUUGAUGGAUGUCAUGAUAUGGCCAAAGGAAAGUGAGCCAGGGUCACCCAUGUGCCUGGAUUCAGUGUUGCUGUCACACCGUCACGUUUCCCUGGGCAGACACCUGCACCCAAGAGUGCUUCCAGGAGUGCCGUUGACAUGGUAGCAUUUCUAAAGUUGGGUCUCCACCCAUGUUCACGGCAGCCUGGCACACAGUAGCGUGCUUCGGAGGAGGCAACUCCAGCCAUGUCCUGUGAGACCAGCAGAAGUCGAUCGGACUGUGCUCUACCUGGGUGAGGGUGAGCAUUUGGUAGGUGCUACCCGUUCAGUAAAUAGGUUAGUAAUUGUGGAAAAGUAAUGCAUGCUUAUGGUAAACACUGCAGGAAGUUUCAAAGAAAAUCCAAAUCACCUUUAUUCCUGCCACCUGUUUAUAUUCCGAGGCCUUGAAGACCCUUGGUUAUCAAUGUGGACACAGGGGUGGUGGUGUGCUGUGCACCUCAUUCCUGCUGGGUCUCCAUGGGGUGGAGGGUGCUGGCCUGCAGAGCUCUGGCCAGGAGGGACGUCCAGGAGUCAGUCCUCUGUCCUGCUUCAGCUUGUCUGAGCUGAGCCGUCCUGGGCCUGAGGGAAACAUCCUGACUGAUACAGUGAAUCUGGGAAAGGAUUUUACAAGCUGGGAAUUUGAUGUAUUGCUAUGCCAUUGCCCCCCGCUCUGGUUAUAAGCAAGCACGUAUUUAUUGAGGAGAGUUUUGAAAUUAGAAUACACAAUGAAAAACUCAUCUUUAAUAUCACCCACUGUCCAAAGAUAAUUCCUAUCAGCAUUUUAUUCUAUAUUUCUAUCAUCUGUAGUUACUUAUCUCUUGCCAUGUCAUUUAUUUAUUUAUUUAUUUAUUUGCCAUGUCAUUUAAAUAUAUCUGGCUCCUUAAUCUUUUGGGGCAUAUUUAGGGCCAUUGUUUAUCAAACCAUCCAAACAAUUGUUGCUUCUAGCUUUCUUGUUAUUAUAAACACCCACGGGUUGGACAUCCCUGUACCUACAUCUUUGGGCACAUAUGUGAUAAUGUUUGUUUAUUUUUUUUAGGGUUCGUGAUAAUGUUUUUAAGGUAGCAGUGAAUCCCUUGAUUAAAGUGUAUGAACAGUUUCUGUGAACCUUACAAGAAAGAGCUGAAGGGAUUAAAAGCGGCUCUGUCUGGCAAGCUUUCCCCCUGGUAUGGGCAGCAGUGGGGCAGAGGAAUGCUGUUUUCUUUACAAGCACUGUGUCUGACUUUUCCUUUGGACCAAGUCGGUAUACCAGUGAGAUAAACAUUGCAUUGUGAGAAUUAUCUGCUUUCCCCAAAUAAAGCACAAUUACAUACUAAAAAAAAAGGUGCACAAGCAUUUUAUUUUAUUUAUAUAUUUUUUGCAUGGGCAUUUUAAAAGAAUAUAUAUUAUACACCCAUGUGAAUAAAUUGCUUUUCUGAAAAUUUUUUAAA